Molecule: messenger RNA, 933 nt
Organism: Fusarium poae
Lineage: Eukaryota; Fungi; Ascomycota; Sordariomycetes; Hypocreales; Nectriaceae
Exons: 1
Coding region: 1-933 (310 amino acids)
Source: RefSeq, a predicted model, not a curated record
AUGAAAGACGGCAUAAUCAAAUUUGAGGGAUGCGAUGCGCCCGAGAGAGAACGUGAUUCUCUCUACUUUGGGACAUUUCUCCUUCGACUUAACCGCGCAGCCGAUGCAACUGGCGGAGGCAGUAUCCCCUACAGUGGAUAUCAGCGCGCCUUGCAACUUUAUGGAAACGAGAACGCCUUCGAUUUGAGUCAUGCGCAGAGGCGUAAUCUUCUGGAUUGCAAGAACCUGGAGAUGAACCGAUCGAUUGCUCGAAAGGCCGGCUACGACCCUGACGCAGGCAGAAGUGCGCCAUGGGCAGGAGUGUACUUCUCCGGCAGACAUAUCCUCACAUACCCCGGUCCCAUCAAUACUCCCUUUGAGCAAUCUGGUCAAAGCCAGUCUACAGCAGCUUGCGAGACCCCCAUGGUGGAAGAGGAUCUCACGACAUUCCCUGGUUGUGGAACAACCGUGGUUCUCGCACGCACCACUGAAGAUCAGCUUGUGAAGCUACAUGAAGACCAGCUUGCGAAGCUGCAUGAUCUCAUCACCGGCUCGCCCAUCAAGCCACACUCUACCUUAUAUGCUGGGCUUCCUCUUCUACCCAGCACGGACAACAAUGACCAUGAACUCCACGAGCACCACGGGGACCACAAGGACAACAAGCCGAUCACUCUUCGAGGUAUGAGUGGAAGCCGUGUACCAACAGCCAACAAGUUUGCAAGCACUUGCGUUGGCGGCAUGGAAAUGGCUGUCGUUGUCACCGAAUUGCUUGAACGCGUUGUCAAUGAAGACUUCAACAAUGAAUGGAAAAAGACCAUUACGGAGACACUCGAUUAUAUCGGAGGGUCGGAAAAUAUGUACGCUUUCCUUGAUGUCAUGUACAAGCAGUUCCCCAAGAAGGUAGAAGCUUCCCCAGCCUCUACUAUUGGCUGCCGUCUACGUGGCUCAAAUUGA